This is a messenger RNA of Marmota flaviventris (yellow-bellied marmot), 948 nucleotides long. Its product is annotated as olfactory receptor 5W2-like. Gene Ontology annotation, cellular component: membrane. Gene Ontology annotation, molecular function: olfactory receptor activity; G protein-coupled receptor activity. The record is from RefSeq and is a predicted model, not a curated record. Gene Ontology annotation, biological process: G protein-coupled receptor signaling pathway. NCBI's taxonomy places the organism in Eukaryota, Metazoa, Chordata, Mammalia, Rodentia, Sciuridae.
UAUUUACUAAGAAAAAUGGACAAGGGAAACUGCUCCUCAUUAACUGAAUUCCUUCUCUUGGGAAUCACUGAUAACCCUGAAAUGAAAGUGUUUCUAUUCUUUAUAUUUAUGGUUCUUUACCUCAUUAACCUCCUCACAAAUCUUGGAAUGAUCAUUUUAAUCAGAACAGACUCCCAGCUUCACACUCCAAUGUACUUCUUCCUGAGCCACCUUUCAUUCUCUGACCUCUGCUAUUCUACAGCAGUUGGACCCAAGAUGCUGGUGGACAUAUUUGCCAACAACAAAUCAAUUCCCUUCCUUGGUUGUGCUCUGCAAUUCCUCGUUGUCUGUAUCUUCAUAGAUACUGAAUGCAUGCUGCUGGCAGUGAUGGCCUUUGAUAGGUACAAGGCCAUCAGCGACCCCUUGCGCUAUGCAGUGGACAUGUCCAGCAGGGUGUGCUCCCAAGUGCUGGUUGGGGUUUACCUGGUGGGAACAGCAGAUGGUUUGAUACAUACGAUAUUGGCAUUCCACUUAUGUUUCUGUGGAUCUAACAAGAUAAAUCAUUUCUUCUGUGAUUUACCUCCACUCUUACUCCUUUCUUGUUCUGACAUACAAGUCAAUGAGUUGGUAUUAUUUGCCCUUUUUGGAUUCAUUGAACUGAGUACCAUUUGUGGAGUCCUGGUCUCUUAUGGCUACAUCAUCUCAUCAGUCUUAAAGAUCCGCUCUGCUGAGGGGAGGCUCAAAGCUUUCUCCACCUGUGCCUCCCACUUAACUGCAGUAGCAAUUUUCCAGGGCACUAUGCUCUUCAUGUAUUUCCGGCCGAGUUCUGCCUACUACCUAGAUCAAAAUAAAAUGAGCUCACUGUUUUACAUCCUUGUGAUUCCCAUGCUGAACCCUCUGAUUUAUAGCCUACGCAACAAAGAUGUGAAAGGAGCCCUAGAGAAACUGAAAAACAGAAGGUGGUUUUAA